GGACAUCAUAGUUUCACAGUGGUGUUUUUUGUCACGUUACUGUUUUUCUUCUUCCAACAAACUUCUUUUUGCUUCAAGGUUUCACCGGCGUUUUCUGUAUUGAUGAUGUAGAUUUGCUGUCAAGAGGUUGUGAAUGAUGCUGGUCUUAGUUUGGGAGUUGCCUGUCUUAUAUAGCCUGGGACUUGGCAAUGAUGACCAAUUCAUACCUUUCUGAAACAAGGAACGGCAGGCAUAUGAUUUCAAGGAAGGAAUUUCCAUUGUACUCAUCAACAUAAUCAAGAUUAUCGUCAGCUGAAGAGGAGGGUGACAGGUGUGAAAUUUAUGUCAUAGAGGUGAGAGAUAGUAAUGUAGGUUAAACUCCUCCUACAACCAGACAAGCCUUAUUUAUGACAAACCCACAUUCUUGCUUCAGGGCAGUUCAACACUUCAUCUGUGCAUGCAUCUUGACCAAUUUCAGCAAAACUUCGUAGUAACAGCAGAGAAACAACUAUGGCAACAUCAGAUGGGUUUCCAGCCAGUUUCUAUGGUGAGCCAGGAGUGCUGGGCAUGUUAUCCAAUGGGAUCAGUGCAUUCCUUGUACUUCUGCAGAACUUCAGUACAGCGCGUACUGGCAUUGCACCAGUAGGAGUGGAGAACAUCCUUGCAGGUGUCCAUCUGAUCCUAAUUGGUGGUAUAUGCCAAUUGGUGGCCGGACUGCUUUCCUUCAGAAAAUAUGAUCAUCUGAGUGGCACUGCCUUCAUUGGCUAUGCUGCUCUUUGGGGCAGUUAUGGUGCCACCCGAAUCUACUUUGGUGCCUUAGAUGAAACUCGAACCCCAGCUCUGAUACCACAUCUAAUGAUAAACAAUAUGUCCCUGUCCACUAAUGUGACGAACAACACGUAUCUAUUUCUGUCCAUAAAAGAAUCAGCAAUUGCUGGUCUGGUCCCCUAUAUUUUUCUGUCCUUCCUCCUAGCCUUCUGCUCCGCCACAGUCAACUACAUCAUGCCUUUUGUUUUUGGGGCCAUCACAGCCACCUUAAUUUUUGAAGCAGUAGGUCUGGUGGCGAGCUCUUGGGCUCUUGUGGUCUCUGGGGUCCUCGAGUUGCUCAUUCUAAUGUUUGCCAUUUAUGGUUCAGCUGCACUGCUCCUCAAAGGUCUGACUCAGCGUCUGGUCCUCAAAGGCUUUGGUACCCCUCUCUUUAAUGUUCUCCUGCUAGGGACCGCAAACUCAGCAAGUGCCCAGAGCAUUGGACAAGAGAAAAAGAAAAACACAAAAUACGCAGAGCCCAUGGCCUUGGGUUUCUUCUGUGACACUGUUGCCCCCUUCAUCCUCGCUUUCUACAGCUUUGGGUAUGUUAAGUCCUUUGGCCUAGGUGCUGCAUGGGUCUCAAUCAUCUCAGCCGCUCAGCUGUUCUCAAGUUACUACGCCCAUCUGCGCCAAGAUUGCUACCACACCACCAAGUUUGGUCUUCAUGCUACAUAUUGGCUGAUUAAAGCGUGGGAUGAGUUUGUGGUAUCUGUUCUGAUUGUAGAGGACAGUAAAGUGGUCUCAGGGAGGGAAUCAAUGGUGGGGGACUGGUUCUUUGUGGUAGCAGGCUUGUUGCUCUGCGUGGGAAGCCUGAACAUGGAUGUCCUUGAACUGAUCCACAACAUGCUCUUUGUCCUGCUCACUGUCUCAACAAUCCCUCAGAUCCCUCUCCAGGGUUACUACAUCUUCUUUGGUGUAGCUUGCUCCCUGUUCACUGCAGCCUCCUUUUAUGGUACUUUCUCACGUCUCAUCAACACAAUAGCAGAGAAGUCUCUCAUCCCUGUUGGCCCUCAGCCCAUCUCCACUGAACAGCUACAGAGAGCCUUCAAGUGCAGCAGAUCUAAUCAGGGAGACGAGGAGGUGUUUCAGGCUUCAGAUGCCCUGUUCUACCUUUCAAAUGGAGUUGCAGCUCUCUCUGCCCUGCAUACAAGCGUGUCAAGCUCAAAUCUCUCCUUCCUCAAUCUGACAGUCCCUUGGGUCUUCAUCUCUGGAGCCAUCAUCCAGGUUUAUGUCAGCCGGCUGCAAGUUACAGGAGGUGGCCAUUUUGGAUCCGUCAUCUCGGCCCUCUAUGUAGCAGUGUGGGCAACCUGGACUUGGUUUAGGUUUGCAGGCAAUCUACUACAACUUCCCACAGACGACUCCAAUGGUUUUACAGCAGGAGCCAUUGCUUUCCUGGUCAUUAAUGCUUUCCUCGUGCUCAUAGCUGCCUACAAGAACCUAGUUUUGCUGUUUCUAACGACAGUCAUGGAGGUUGUUCUGGUCUGUUUCCUGCUGUCCACCCUGCAGCGACUGCCGUACGAACUAGAAAUGGCCAUGCUUGCUCUGCUUUCAAUAAUUUGUGUAUAUGGAGCUCUGGCAUCACUGGUCAACUGCAUCUUCUCACAGAGACUGCUGCCUGUGGGACCUUCCUUAUUGAAGAAAGAAGUGAAGCAGGAAACCUCUUCAGAGCUGCCCUGUCCUGUGGCAAAUUCACGACUCACCAGUGGUCUCCUGAAGAUCGCUGGUCUUCUGGAGAAAGGUGGAGUAUGUGGUAUCCCCACAGACACAGUCUAUGCCCUGGCCGCCUCCUGCAAGAAUCCUCAGGCUAUAGAGAAAAUCUACAACAUUAAAGACAGACCAGCAGAGAAGCCCAUCUGUAUCUGCAUCUCUAGUGUGGAGCAGCUGGUAGCUGCCAAGCCUCCCUUCAGUCCUCUGCUCUGGGAGUUUAUGAGGAAUGUGUAUCCAGGAGGAAUCAGCUGCAUCGUCAGCAAAGGAGACUGGCUCUUCAGGCUCGGAGUGGGCCCAGCUUAUGACCGUGUUGGCACCAGGGACAGCAUCAUGAUCCGCGUCCCUGACCACACUGUGACCAGCCACCUUUGUGACAUCACUGGGCCCCUUGCUAUAACCUCAGCCAAUCCCAGUGGAGAGGCAGACAGCACCCACCACAGCAUGGUCAUCAAUCGACUAGGACACAAGAUCCAAGGGGUUCUUUGCGAUGGGGACUCAAAUGAAGUAGUUGCUUCCACCGUGAUCAACUGCCUUAGGAUUGAUGAAGGGACCAUCACCAUUAUGAGGGAAGGCUGUGUCCCUGCAGUAAAGGUCCAACAGAUCUUUGACAGAGUGAAAAGCACUAUGUUGUGAACAGUAAUCGUUUCUUACAAGGUCUGCUUCUUUGACUUCUGCAUUUCCAAGGGCUAAUUUAUGAAAACUAUGAACAAGAUUGAGUUGAAAUCUAAUGUAGUGUUGGUUAUACCGUUCUUUUCUGGGGGUGUCAAUAAAAAUUUAGCUAGCUUACAAUUGCAAUACACAGUGCAAUUUUACAUUCUCAACAAAGGAUUUAUUUCAUAUGAUAAAGACAUGCAAAUUUAUCUUCUGUUGCUAUUUGUGUUUAAGCUUAUUGUGCAUUAGUGUGUUACUUUUCUCUGCAAAUAAACCUUUAAAUUAUGUGCAUAAGUUUUAUAAGCAUAAUGCAACGGAUUCAUCAAACAACAAACCAUCUUCAAUAUUUAUAA
Messenger RNA from Toxotes jaculatrix (banded archerfish), 3497 nucleotides. RefSeq lists its product as uncharacterized. The transcript has 11 exons. NCBI's taxonomy places the organism in Eukaryota, Metazoa, Chordata, Actinopteri, Toxotidae. Gene Ontology annotation, biological process: regulation of translational fidelity. Gene Ontology annotation, cellular component: cytoplasm. Gene Ontology annotation, molecular function: double-stranded RNA binding; nucleotidyltransferase activity; tRNA binding. The record is from RefSeq and is a predicted model, not a curated record. Bases 490 to 3126 code for a protein of 878 amino acids.